GACAGGAUGGCUGCUAGAAGUUCGGCGACAAGCCACCCAACAACAAUGACUUCGAAGGAUGCGCUCGAGACCUCCCAUGACCAGCACGGCGAUGAGAAAAUCACCUUCGAGUUUGGCGGCGCCCCUGGGGUGACCCUCGUGAUGCUCGGGUUCCCCAUCAUCAUGUACUACAUGUUCAUCGGAGCGACUCUGUAUGACGGUCACCUCCCGUUGCCAGAGGAAAAUCAGUCCAUUACCGAGUUCCUCUCCCAUCUCGUUGACCUCGCAUAUACCCACGCCUAUCCCCAUCGCAAAGCCUGGAUCAUAUACUGGACCUUUCUGGUCUUAGAAGGAGUCGGAUACCUCUACCUUCCCGGGGUAUACGGAAAGGGAAAAUGCCUGCCUCAUUUGAACGGCAAGCAAUUGGACUAUUACUGCUCCGCGGCGGCAUCAUGGUAUGUCACCAUAGUUGCUGCCUUGGCCCUUCACUUCUCCGGACUCUUCCGUUUGAGCACACUCGUCGAUGAGUUUGGCCCGUUGAUGACCGUGGCUAUCUGUUCGGGUUUCUUGGUAUCGAUCAUUGCGUACGUGUCUGCAUUCGCAAGAGGCGCACAACACCGGAUGACGGGGUCUCAUAUUUAUGACUUCUUCAUGGGCGCGGAGCUGAACCCCCGGUUGUUCGGGUGGCUCGAUAUGAAGAUGUUCUUCGAAGUUCGCAUUCCCUGGUAUAUUCUCUUUCUCUUGACGCUCGGCACUGCGCUGAAGCAGUGGGAAGAUUAUGGAUAUGUGUCUGGGCCGGUGUCGUUCCUGCUCAUGGCGCACUUUCUUUACGCGAAUGCCUGUGCCAAGGGUGAAGAGCUCAUCAUCACUAGUUGGGAUAUGUAUUAUGAGAAAUGGGGCUUCAUGCUCAUCUUUUGGAACCUAGCUGGUGUGCCCAUGAGUUAUUGCCACUGUACACUGUACUUGGCAAACCAUGAUCCGGCAACAUACAAGUGGAAUCCCAUGGCACUGGGACUUUUAUUCAUUAUGUACCUCUUCGCAUACUGGGUGUGGGAUACCUGCAACAGCCAGAAGAACAUUUUCCGAGCCCAAGAGAGAGGAAAGCCGGUGAACCGCAAGACGUUCCCUCAGCUACCGUGGAGGUCGGUGAAGAACCCUGUCUCUAUCAAGACGAAAACAGGAGACUCAAUCUUAUGUGAUGGAUGGUAUGGCAUGGCACGAAAGGUCCAUUAUAGCUGCGACUGGUUUUUCGCCCUUUCCUGGGGUCUCAUAACCGGCUUCAACUCGCCCUUCCCGUGGUUCUACUCGUGGUUUUUCACCGUGAUGAUAAUCCAUCGUGCUCAUCGGGACAUCGAGCGGUGCCGUGAGAGAUAUGGAGAAGCCUGGCGCGAGUAUGAGCGGAGAGUUCCAUAUUUAUUCAUCCCGGUGAGUUUCCUGACUCUGCUUCUGAUUCAAGCUAACGUGAAAAGUAUGUCUUUUGAGAUCAUGACUAGACGGUUUUCCACGACACAAGGACACGUUUAG
Messenger RNA from Aspergillus ibericus CBS 121593, 1503 nucleotides. It is a transcript of the gene erg4A, whose product is annotated as c-24(28) sterol reductase. Gene Ontology annotation, cellular component: endoplasmic reticulum membrane. Bases 7 to 1503 code for a protein of 498 amino acids. The transcript has 4 exons. NCBI's taxonomy places the organism in Eukaryota, Fungi, Ascomycota, Eurotiomycetes, Eurotiales, Aspergillaceae. The record is from RefSeq and is a predicted model, not a curated record. Gene Ontology annotation, biological process: ergosterol biosynthetic process. Gene Ontology annotation, molecular function: Delta24(24-1) sterol reductase activity.